Messenger RNA from Cryptococcus wingfieldii CBS 7118, 702 nucleotides. RefSeq lists its product as hypothetical. The record is from RefSeq and is a predicted model, not a curated record. Lineage: Eukaryota; Fungi; Basidiomycota; Tremellomycetes; Tremellales; Cryptococcaceae. Bases 1 to 702 code for a protein of 233 amino acids. The transcript has 6 exons.
AUGUCCGCCUCCGCCCAGAAGACUAUCCUCAUCACCGGCGCUAACAGAGGUAUCGGCCAGGAGAUCGCCAAGCAGUACUUGAGCUUUGGAUGGCGUGUCGUUGCCGGCGUGAGGGAUGUGACCAAGAUGCCCAGGCUGUCAGAGAAGGAAGGUGAUGUCGUUGUCGUCAAGAUCGACUCCAAGUCCACCACUGAUGCCAAGGAGGCUAUCCAAGAGCUCAAGACCAUGUACAACAUCACCCACCUCGACAUUGUCCUCGCCAACGCCGGUAUCGCCCCCAUCGGCGACCUCAUGUCCGAAGCCUCCAUCGAAGAGCUCGACGAGGUCCUCAACGUCAACACCCGCGGACCUUUGGUGCUCUAUCAGGCGACGAGGGAGCUGUUGGAUGAUGACGGGUGCUUUGCCGUGAUCUCGAGUAUGUUGGGGAGUAUCACGCCGGAUAGGUGGGCGAGGUUUGGGAUUUACGGGACGAGCAAGGCUGCUGUCAACUUUAUAAUGAGGACUAUCCACACCGAGGAGCCUAAGCUGAAGGUACUCUCCAUCCACCCGGGCUGGGUCGAGACCGGUAUGGGCGUCGAGAGCGCCACUGUUGCCAAGGUCGAUGCUCCCCCUUACACUAUGGCUGAUACUGUUCCCGGUAUCGUCAAGAUCCUCAACAACGCUACCAAAGAAGAGACUUCCGGCUGGAUGUGGAACUUGUGA